Messenger RNA from Heterocephalus glaber (naked mole-rat), 2340 nucleotides. The record is from RefSeq and is a predicted model, not a curated record. NCBI's taxonomy places the organism in Eukaryota, Metazoa, Chordata, Mammalia, Rodentia, Bathyergidae.
CAAGCUCCCCAUAACCUCUUCUCUGGCUGAUGACCUUUCUCUUUGAUCAGGAUGUGUUGAUGGAGCUUCUUGAGCAGUGUGCGGAUGGACUCUGGAAGGCAGAGCGCUAUGAGCUCAUUGCUGACAUCUAUAAACUCAUCAUCCCCAUCUAUGAGAAACGCAGAGAUUUUGAGAGGCUAGCCCAUCUAUAUGACACGCUGCACCGGGCCUACAGCAAAGUAACUGAGGUCAUGCACUCAGGCCGAAGGCUCCUGGGGACCUACUUCCGGGUGGCUUUCUUUGGACAGGCAGCGCAUUACCAGUUUACUGACAGUGAAACAGAUGUGGAGGGGUUUUUUGAAGAUGAAGAUGGAAAGGAAUAUAUUUACAAAGAACCCAAACUCACACCUCUGUCAGAAAUUUCUCAGCGACUCCUUAAACUUUAUUCAGAUAAAUUUGGUUCUGAAAAUGUCAAAAUGAUACAGGAUUCUGGCAAGGUCAACCCUAAGGAUCUGGACUCCAAGUAUGCCUAUAUCCAGGUGACUCAUGUGAUCCCGUUCUUUGAUGAAAAAGAAUUGCAAGAAAGGAAAACAGAGUUUGAAAGAUCACAUAAUAUUCGCCGCUUCAUGUUCGAGAUGCCCUUUACCCAGACAGGGAAAAGACAGGGUGGGGUCGAAGAGCAGUGCAAACGGCGCACCAUCCUGACAGCAAUACACUGCUUCCCUUACGUGAAAAAGCGGAUCCCCGUCAUGUACCAGCAUCACACCGACCUAAACCCCAUUGAAGUGGCCAUCGACGAGAUGAGUAAGAAGGUGGCCGAGCUCCGGCAGCUCUGCUCCUCGACUGAAGUGGACAUGAUCAAACUGCAGCUGAAACUCCAGGGCAGCGUGAGUGUGCAGGUCAAUGCUGGCCCGCUAGCAUAUGCCCGAGCCUUCUUAGAUGACAUGAACACAAAAAGAUAUCCUGACAAUAAAGUGAAAUUGCUAAAGGAAGUUUUCAGGCAAUUUGUGGAAGCUUGUGGGCAAGCCUUGGCAGUAAAUGAACGCCUGAUUAAAGAAGACCAGCUAGAGUAUCAGGAAGAAAUGAAGGCCAACUACAGGGAAAUGGCGAAGGAGCUUUCCGAAAUCAUGCGUGAGCAGAUGGGAUGAUCUGCCCCCUGGAGGAGAAGACGAGCGUUUUGCCGAACUCCCUUCACAUCUUCAAUGCCAUCAGUGGAACUCCAACAAGCACAGUGGUUCACGGGUUGACCAGCUCGGCCUCGGUUGUGUGAUUUCACCUCAUGGACCAUGUGCAGGGACUUCAUCAUUACAAACUCAGGAUGAUUUCUAAAGCUAAUCACUGGGGAGACUGAGCACUGGGAGAAGCCAUGGGGAAUGGGAGAGAAAGGGAAUAAGGACUGUGAUAUUUCAUAGCAAAUUUUCUACCAGAGUUAGAAGAGGGUGUGCAUAUUUUUUUAAAUGUCAGUAGCAAUAUUCAGAGUUUUCCUUGUGUCGAGUUUUAUUCUUCCUUACAGAGUAGUAUUAAAAUAAAUGGCCUAAAGAAGAAAAGUAUUCUGGGAUGAAUGUGGCAGGGACAGCAGCACUGAAACUGAGCGGGGUGGGGUUCUGCCUCUGGGAUAAGCUGGAAAAUCUUGAAAAUAUUAUUUUUCCCUGUAGCACAUUCAGGGUGAAUACAAGAACUAUUUUUGUGACUAGUUUUGGAUGACCUAAGGGAACUGACCAUUGUAAUUUUUGUACCAGUGAACGAGGACAUUUAGUGCUUUUAUACUCAUUCCUUGCAUUGAAAACAUAUGAAAGCUUAAGAAACUAUGUGAGCUUAAAACCAGUCAAGCAGUUUAGAACCAAAGGCCUGUACUCACAAACACAACUGUGCUAAAAAGUGAAAAGUAGUACAGUAUAUCACUAUGUACAUACAGUUUGUUAAUACAGUCUCAGCAUUCUGUAUAUACAUGUAUUACAUUUCUACAUUUUUAAUACAUCUGCUUCCACAUUAAGUUUAAUUGUGACAAAUUUGUGCUGUUCUUAGUAUAUGCAAUACACCUGACUUUACUAUUUUAUUCUUGUACAUAAAGAAAAGUGCAAUAUGGAGAUGUAUACAGUCUUUGCUAUUUUAGGUUUAUAAACUGUUAAAAAUUUCAUCCUUUUGCCAAAACGGUGGAAUCUGUGAUUGGUAAAUCAUAAAUCCUGUGGUGAAUGGGAGUAUGAUUUAAAACUUUCACCAUGUUGUAUUUUCUUUUAAGACAUUAAUUUAGUAAUUUUAUAUUUGGGGAAAUAAAAAUUUUUAAUUUUAUUUAACUGGAAUCACUGCCCUGCUGUAAUUAAACAUUCUGUACCACAUCUGUAUUAAAAAUAACAUUGCUGA